This is a messenger RNA of Manis javanica (Malayan pangolin), 877 nucleotides long. NCBI's taxonomy places the organism in Eukaryota, Metazoa, Chordata, Mammalia, Pholidota, Manidae. The record is from RefSeq and is a predicted model, not a curated record.
CAUCUUGGCCCUGCAACUGAUUUUUAUAAGAAACUUGCUUUAGAUUGCUCAGGGCAGCAGACGGCAGUGGAUCUGUUCCUUUUGAGUUCACAGUAUUCUGAUCUUGCUUCUCUAGCUUGCAUGUCCAAGUAUUCUGCAGGUUGCAUCUAUUAUUAUCCAUCUUUCCACUACACCCACAAUCCUUCACAAGCAGAAAAGUUACAAAAAGACUUAAAGCGAUAUCUCACAAGAAAAAUUGGAUUUGAAGCUGUAAUGAGAAUAAGGUGCACUAAAGGUCUUUCAAUGCACACUUUUCAUGGAAACUUCUUUGUCCGUUCCACUGAUUUGUUAUCUCUCGCCAACAUCAAUCCUGAUGCUGGAUUUGCAGUACAGCUGUCAAUUGAAGAAAGUUUGACAGAUACUUCCUUAGUGUGCUUCCAAACAGCCCUACUAUAUACAUCAAGCAAAGGUGAGCGGAGAAUUCGAGUGCAUACUCUCUGUUUGCCUGUAGUAAUUUCACUAGCAGAUGUUUAUGCAGGAGUGGAUGUACAAGCUGCCAUCUGCCUUCUGGCAAACAUGGCUGUGGAUCGAUCUAUGUCGUCAAGUCUCUCAGACACAGGAGAUGCUUUAGUGAAUCAGCUGUCUCAAAUGCGCAGCACUCUGCGUUGGUCGCACCCAGCUCCCUCAGGUUGUUCCCUCUCUAUGUUUUGGCCCUGCUCAAACAGAAAGCAUUUAGAACCGGUACAAGCACACGCCUCGAUGAUCGUGUGUAUGCUGUAUGUGUCAGAUAAAGUGUCAGCCACUUGUUCAUCUAAUGAAAAUGAUUCAUCCCAACUUACACAGGAUAGACAGAUUGACAGAUGAGGUAUGAUCUCUUUUAGAGCCUUUGACAUUUUUA